GAGAAGGUAACUCGCUCCAUGUCUCCAAUAGAACAGCCGUGAACCUCACGGGAGUUCAAUACCACGACCAGCGCCACGCAUUGGGGAGGCAGUGUAAAGGGAGAGAGUGAAGCGGGAAGUGGUCCGUUUUACAUACCUUUAUUUACCAUAAUUAUUUGGUCUUCUGUGGACGCUGCUGGAGGGUAUAGGUGUUUUGUCGCUUAUUAAAGAUUUUGCCACUGUAUGGGAAGCAGUUCAUUAUUAAUCUUGCUGAAGAGAGAACAGGCAACGAAAGAUGCCAAAACCGGUCAAUGUUAGGGUUACUACAAUGGAUGCAGAGCUGGAAUUUGCCAUCCAGCCAAAUACAACAGGCAAGCAGCUGUUUGACCAGGUUGUGAAGACAGUAGGGCUUCGUGAGGUCUGGUUCUUUGGCCUGCAAUAUGUAGACACUAAAGGCUACACAACAUGGCUAAAACUGAACAAAAAGGUAACUCAACAAGAUGUUAGAAAAGAAAAUCCUUUGCAGUUCAAAUUUCGUGCAAAAUUCUUUCCAGAGGAUGUUUCUGAGGAACUGAUACAAGAAAUAACACAACGGCUGUUCUUUCUGCAAGUCAAAGAAGCCAUCUUAAAUGAUGAAAAUUACUGCCCCCCAGAGACUGCAGUACUGCUGGCAUCAUAUGCAGUGCAGGCCAAAUAUGGAGACUUCAACAAGGAAAUGCAUAAACCAGGCUACUUAACUAAUGAUCGGCUACUUCCACAACGGGUUUUGGAGCAGCAUAAACUGACUAAAGAACAAUGGGAAGAUAGGAUUCAGACAUGGCAUGAAGAGCAUAGGAGCAUGCUAAGAGAGGAUUCAAUGAUGGAAUAUUUGAAGAUUGCACAAGAUUUGGAGAUGUACGGUGUGAAUUACUUUGAAAUUAAGAACAAAAAGGGGACAGAGCUGUGGCUUGGAGUUGAUGCCUUAGGACUUAACAUUUAUGAACAUGGAGACAAAUUGACACCAAAGAUUGGCUUUCCAUGGAGCGAGAUCCGAAAUAUUUCCUUUAAUGACAAAAAGUUUGUUAUUAAGCCAAUUGACAAAAAAGCUCCGGACUUUGUUUUCUAUGCUCCUCGAUUACGUAUUAACAAACGUAUUCUGGCUCUGUGUAUGGGAAAUCAUGAACUGUACAUGAGAAGAAGGAAACCAGACACCAUUGAAGUCCAGCAAAUGAAAGCUCAAGCCCGAGAGGAAAAGCAUCAGAAACAGCUUGAAAGGGCACAGCUAGAAAAUGAGAAGAAGAAACGAGAAUUUGCAGAAAAAGAGAAAGAAAGAAUAGAAAGAGAAAAAGAUGAAUUGAUUGAACGACUGAAACAGAUUGAAGAACAGACACUUAGGGCCCAAAAAGAACUAGAAGACCAGACACGCCGGGCUCUAGAGUUGGAACAGGAGAGAAAACGGGCCAUAGAAGAAGCAGAGAGACUUGAAAAAGAGCGGCAUUCUGCUGAAGAAGCCAAAGCUGAACUAGCAAAGCAAGCUGCUGAUCAACUGAAAAAUCAGGAACAGUUGGCUGCUGAACUUGGAGAAUUCACUGCCAAAAUUGCUUUACUAGAAGAUGCCAAGAGAAAAAAGGAAGAAGAGGCCACAGAAUGGCAGCUCAAGGCAAUAAAUGCACAAGAUGACUUGGAGAAAACUAAGGAGGAAUUGAAGAUUGUUAUGACUGCACCCCCACCUCCACCACCACCUCCACCACCUCCUCCAGCAGCUGUGGUGUCACCAGUUGAAAAUGACAAUGAUGAACAAGAUGAGAAUAGUGCAGAAGCUAGUGCUGAACUCUCCAGUGAAGGUGUUGCCAACCACCGUAGUGAAGAGGAACGUCUUACUGAAACACAGAAAAAUGAACGUGUUAAGAAACAGCUGCAGGCACUCAGCUCAGAACUUGCCCAGGCCCGUGAUCAUACUAAGAAAACACAAAAUGAUGUCCUCCAUGCAGAAAAUGUAAAAGCAGGCCGCGAUAAGUACAAAACACUGAGACAGAUUCGACAAGGCAACACAAAGCAAAGGAUUGAUGAAUUUGAGUCGAUGUGAAAAAAGAAUAAGCAUGAACAAAGCUUGGGGUCUGUUUUACAUUUUGCUUUUUGUGUACUGCUGAAUACUGCCAGUAGUGAGGCGGGCAGGGUUUGCCGAACUAUCCCAACUACUUCCUUGCCUUGCCAAAAUAUUGACCAUGUUUUAUUCAGUUUACUUGGCUUCAGAAUUUGUUUGUAUACAUACGUUUAUAUUGCUAAUUGUAAGAAGGGCCAAUUACAGUAGAAAAGUGGUAUUGCCUUAUGCUUUAAGUGGGUUCAAGUUUGUAUGUUAAUAAAAUAUGUAAGGAGCCUUUUUUUGAACUAAUGAUUGGAGCAGAAAAUAUGUUCUGACUGAAUGUGUUCAGUUUACUUUUGUUGUGUAAGUUUUUAUUUUUUAAAGCAAAUAUCCUAAGUCAAAAUGAGUUACACAUUUCAGUGAGGCAGGUACAGUGUUUAAUGUCCAGUCAUUGUAGAUGGUUUUCUUUGCCUACUUGCUCACAAAGGCUUUGGAAUACAGUUAGCUUUUUUGUAGAUUUUCAAAUUAUCAAGUGGAAUGUCAACUGAGGCACCUACAUUAGAUAGAAAUCGACACAUCAGACUGUAUGUACUGCCUGCUGUAGACACACAGAAAAGCUAAAUGUAAGUACACUCGCACAUGUUUAUUGGGCAUAGUCUGGACUUAUUAAUAUUUCUUUUUCUAUAAAAAUUAAGUGAAUUUCCAUACCUUUCUGGCAGGAGAGCAUAUGAAAACAUCAGUCCCAAGGAAGGGACAGUUCACUACCUCAAAAUAGAAGACAUGAUGACUGGCCAGUGAAACACUUGUUAUUAAUCCAUCACAAACAUUUUCUCAUUUGUACCAGUUUUUAUUUUUUAACAUCAUUUCAUGAUAAUUCAUCUCAUUUGUAACUGUGCAUUUUGGCAGAAGUCCAUAGUUUUCAUAAUGCAGAAAUUGUCAGUUAACUUUGAAAACAGUAGUCAUAUACAUUUAGGACAAAUAAAUAUAAGCACACACUCAAAUAAAUAUAAGCACACACUCUAACAUAUAUCGAAGUGUUAUAAGCUAGUGAGACUGAACAUUUUUUGAUUUAAAAAUAUGUCUGAACGUUUUUUGUUUAAAACAGCAAAGUGUUUGCUUAGAAAUGUAUUUAUAUAUCUUUAUAAAACUGUAUAAAGGCCUAUAUUAUAUCUAAACAUAUAUUCAUUGUUCUACAUUUUCUUCAUUAGAUUUAGAAGAGGGAUUUUAUAUUUUAUAAUUAACCUCUGCAUUUUUGGAGAGGGAUCUGUGCUUACUCAUUUGCAGCAAUACCAAAACAAUUUGAAUGGUGGCAUUUUGCAUUUGGAUUGACAAUUUGUGAAGAGAAGAAUAUCUUGCAUUAAUUACAUCGGUAACAACUGCAAAGAAAUGGUUUUCCAAGAUUUUAUGCUAGCAGUCUACUACAUCUCAAAGAUGAAUCCUGAAGGUCUCUGCUUUCAUUUAAUCUUAGGACCUAAAUAUUUUUUAGCACACCAUUUCAAUCUGCCCAUGUAUCUUUUCAACCCAAUUAACUUUGAGCUUUGCAUUUGUCUUGAUAAUUAAUAUUUUUAAGAAGUAAUUUGUGUAUUUGUAUGUAAAUUUGUUUUCUUUGCAAGUAGGUUUUAUCUUGAGCAGGUAGGCGUUUUGUGUAGAAUUGUUUAUCAGAAAGUCUGCGGUAAAAAGAGAGAGUUGAGGAUAAAGACUUCCUUUCAGCUUUACAAGAAUUGAGGUUUCCUCUCUGGUGACAGACAGUUCAGCUUCACUAUUAUUAAGCACGUAGACCUCUGCAUUAAUGACAUUGAAAUUGAUAAUAAUAAUCUACAUAUCAUAAAUUAACUUUUAUUUACAGUUGGAACAAAAUAAGUUUUUUUUUUUUCUUUUCAUUUUUUACAUAGUAUGUUUAAGAACAGACAUCUAAUUUUGUUUUUCCUUAUUCAUGAUACAGUAUGUUUGGGUGUGUUGUAUGCAUUUUAAAUAAGGCAAUUGCCAGGGUUUAAAGCAGUUAUUUUGUGAAGCAAGAUGAAAAUCUACAAUUUGUGUAUGUUAAAAAUAACAAAAAUAUAUAAAAGAUCUCCCAGCAAAGCUAUAAACACCAGUGUUGGUACAAAAAUGUGAAUAAAAGGUAUGAAUUUCCAGAUUAGUAAAGUUUGCUAUUUAUAUUCUAUAGAGUGAAGUAACUAACAGAUUUAGUCUUUUAUAUUAACUGUGUUAGCACUUACCUGUAAAAGAGUAUAAUUUCUUUUGUAAAAAAAAAAAAAAAAAGAUAAUAAUAAUAUGCUCUUUAUGGGAAAUAAAGAAAUAAUAGACAUCAGGCAGAAUGGAGUACUUAAAUUGACUUCCACCUUAACAGUGGUCCUUUUCUUGUCCUCUCUCCCACAUUGCAACAAAUGUUAUUUAACCCUUCAAAAUUUAAAUUGUGCAUUCAAGUACUUAUUAAUAACAUAUAAUAUUAAUAAUAAAUACAUCAGCUUUA
This is a messenger RNA of Erpetoichthys calabaricus (reedfish), 4511 nucleotides long. RefSeq names its product radixin. Lineage: Eukaryota; Metazoa; Chordata; Cladistia; Polypteriformes; Polypteridae. The record is from RefSeq and is a predicted model, not a curated record. Gene Ontology annotation, cellular component: plasma membrane; cytoskeleton; apical part of cell. Gene Ontology annotation, molecular function: actin binding; cell adhesion molecule binding. Gene Ontology annotation, biological process: positive regulation of protein localization to early endosome; regulation of cell shape; positive regulation of early endosome to late endosome transport. The transcript is spliced from 14 exons. Bases 275 to 2044 code for a protein of 589 amino acids.